Molecule: messenger RNA, 747 nt
Organism: Cantharellus anzutake
Lineage: Eukaryota; Fungi; Basidiomycota; Agaricomycetes; Cantharellales; Hydnaceae
Product: phosphatase phospho-type
Exons: 7
Coding region: 1-747 (248 amino acids)
Molecular function (GO): phosphatase activity
Source: RefSeq, a predicted model, not a curated record
AUGCCGAUCCAAUCCCAGCUUGUUAUCUUCGACUUUGACUGGUCUCUAGUAGAUCAGGACACAGAUCGAUAUGUCUUUGAAGUUCUAGCCCCCGAUAUCCGUCGAAAAAUCAAAACACGCCAGGCAGAGGUUCAGUGGACUGACCUAAUAGCGAUGUCCUUGUUGGAGCUCCAUGGACGUGGCAGGACGCGAAAACAGAUCGAAGAUGCACUCAGGGUUCUACCAUUCCACCCUGCCAUGCAACGAGGUGCGAGAAACAUUAAGGAGAACCUUCGCAUCCCAACUACGCUCAUUUGCCUGUCAAACGCGAAUUUGGUAUUUAUCGAGACAAUUUUGAAGGAUAAGGCGUUCGAAGAUAUUUUCGAAGAAAUCAUCACUAAUCCUGCAGAAUGGAGGGACGACGGAGCGCUCAUUGUGAAGCGUCGCGUUUCACCGGACGGACCACAACAUUCUUGCACGACUGGUUGCAGUGCUAACAUGUGCAAAGGUGAGGAGUUGGAGAAUUACCUUGUACGGUGCAACAAGACAUUCGACAGAAUGAUUUAUGUCGGGGAUGGAAGCAACGAUUUUUGUCCAAUCUUGCGUUUCAAGAGGCAAGGAAACCGAUAUCGCCUGUGUCCGACGAUACCGUGGACUAGAAAGAGAAUCGCAAAUGAAGGCGAGAAAGCUGGCCUAAAGGCCAGCAUUCGGUACUGGGCGGGAGCUUGGGAAGUAGAAGAGAUCUUCAAUACGCUCACCACGCCUUAA